AUGAGCGAUACCAGCCAAGUCGUAGCCACUCAAGGGCAGACAGAUAGCUCUUCUGUGAUAUCCAAGUCUUUAUAUACCAAAAUCAAGGACAACUCAGUCAGCCCUACAAAUCAACAAAAGAAAGACGAUACGGAAAAGAAGAACAAAAAGCAUUACAAAGGUAGAGGGCGCAAGAAGAACGCCAACGUUCUGAAUGCGACUGAAGCUGAGGCCUCCAAGAGUGGAAGUUCGCCCGAGGGAGAGUUGCAGAAGGACUCUGGUGCUUCAGCAGAUAACAUGAACAAGAACAAGAAUAAGAAUAAGAACAGGAAUAGAAGCCGUAAACCGAAGGAGCUCAAAGAUAAAAAUGCUGCGACGGAUGAGAAGAAUAAAAAAUCGAACAAUGAUAUAUCAUCGAAUAAGAAAAGUACAUCGUUUAGUCAAUUACGGAAAAAUAGGAAUCAGAGUCGGUUGACCUCGGCGUCUUCAGAUGCGUCAGUGGAUACGCAACUGCAGCAACAAGCGCAACUAGAAAGUCAUGAAAUAAAUGAUACAUCAACAAAGCAAGAUGAAGACCCUGCAACGAACAAACAAUCAAAACCUAAUAAUAGACGGAGAAGGAAUAGAACACGGAACAACAAGGAAGGAUCACAUCAAAUAUUAUCUGGGGAAAAUGAUAUGGCAACAGUAUUGGCUCAUGAAUUGAAAACCUCAACUUAUGAAUGCAUGAUUUGUAUGGAUGUUGUUAGACCUGCCCAUCAUAUUUGGAGUUGCGAUUGCUGUUGGGCUAUAUUUCAUUUGGAUUGUGUACAAAAUUGGGCGAAAAAAUCACUCAAUGAUACCUCUUCUAACAAAAUGAUUACUGGCUGGAGGUGUCCUGGAUGUCAAACCACGCGAACGGUUAUAGCGAAAGAUUACAUGUGCUUCUGUGGUAAACAAAGGAAUCCACAUCCUUCAAAAUAUAGCACACCUCACAGCUGCGAGCAGUUGUGCAAACGCCCCAGAAAAUGCCCACAUGAAUGUAUUUCUCCUUGCCAUCCAGGGCCUUGUGCACCAUGUAGUUUGAUGGGCCCUACUUUAACUUGUUAUUGCGGACGUUCGGAGAGAAAAGCACGCUGCGUAGACACAGACUAUACCACCAAAGGAUUCUCAUGUACACAGGUUUGCAACGAAUUGCUGGGAUGUGGGAAGCAUAGAUGUGAAAAGACCUGCCAUGAAGGAUUAUGUCCUCCUUGCGAAGUGGAAGAAGUACAAUCAUGUUAUUGUGGACGACACGAAAGAACAGUUCGCUGCGGAACCGGUAAACAAAUACAAUUGCGAGGACAUGUUGGCUAUUAUAAUUGUUCUGAAAAGUGCGAUACACCUUACGUAUGUGGCCUACAUCAUUGCCAAAAAUCUUGCCAUCCAUGUCUAGCAAAUAGCCAAGUAUGUCCCUUUGAUCCAACUGUAAUAAGUACCUGUCCUUGCGGAAAGUAUAGUAUUUCGGAAUUGCUUAAUGGCAAAUCUCGUGAGAAAUGUACAGAUAUUAUUCCUACUUGUGAAUCCAUUUGCGACAAGAUUAGACCGUGUGGGCAUCGUUGUGAAGCCAAAUGUCAUUUGGGUCAUUGUCCUCCUUGUCAAGUAGAAGUGGAAGUUCCUUGUCGGUGUCAGUCCUCUACCUUUGUGGACACCUGUGCGAAUGUUUGUGAAGCUGCUGGUGGUGAGCCACCUAUUUGCGACCGGGUUUGUAAGUCUAUGCGAAACUGUGGCCGUCAUCAAUGCGGUGCUAAAUGUUGUCCAGCCAUGAAGUCUAAGGGAAAGAAAAAAACGGGCACUGAUUUUAUUCACGAUUGCCCAGAAAUAUGCGGCCGCUUGUUAUCCUGUGGCAACCAUUAUUGUAAAGAGAAAUGCCACAAAGGAAAUUGUCCACCUUGCUUAGAAGCAAUAUUCGAUGAAGUUACUUGCCAUUGUGGCCGUACUCGCUUGGAACCUCCUGUACGUUGUGGAACGAAAUUGCCUCCUUGCCCUUUUCCCUGCUUACGACCAAAUCCUUGUGGACACAUCCGUUUCUUGAACCAUAACUGUCAUCCGGACGAUGAACCCUGUCCACCUUGUCCUGCCCUUGUUAGUCGAUAUUGUCUUUGUGGCAAAACCGAACUCAAGAAUGUACCUUGUUUCCGAGAUUCACCACGCUGUGGUCGUAUCUGCGAUAAGACAUUGCCUUGCGGUAAGCACAAAUGUCUUAAAACAUGUCACAGCGGCCCCUGUCUUGAUGAAGGCGAAGCUUGCACUCAAAUAUGCGGUGGAGUAAGAUCACGUUGUGGACAUGCUUGUACAGAAAAAUGUCAUGAUGGCCCAUGCCCAGAAGUUGAACCCUGUAAAGCUAGAAUCAAGACUACCUGUAAAUGUGGACAAAAUUGUAUCGAAUUAACUUGCAAUGCCACAGCUACUUCUGAAGGAGUCAAGAAGGAACUGGAUUGUAAUGACUUUUGCGCAAAAGUACAGCGUAAUCGUCGCUUAGCUUUGGCUCUUGGCAUCAAAAGAGAUGACUAUGCUAGUUCGCCUUCGCCUAGCUUGUCCAAUACUACUGUGGCUUUAAGUUCUGACGAACUUGGAUAUUAUGAUGACACACUUCGUGAAUACUAUCUGAGUAAUGCUUCUUGGUGUCAUGCCAUUGAAAACACAAUGAUCGAAUUCGUCAAGGAUAAUGUGAAGAAGUCAUAUUACUUCAAACCUAUGCGCAAAGAAAACCGCCAAUUUAUUCAUCGAUAUGCUAUUCACUUCAAUCUCACUACUGAAGCAAUAGAUCAAGAACCACAACGUUCCGUAAUUUUGCGCAAAUCUUCGAGUCCUUGUAGAAUACCAACCAUCUUGUUAUCAAAAGCUGCACGAAAUCCUUCACUUGCAUGUCUUCCUCCUUCCUUGCAAGCUGAAUCAGAUCUUAACGCUCGCCCAUCCUCGAAGAAUCCUAUUAAUGCUCUCUAUUUAACCGAUAUGGCAUUUGGUCUAACCAAAAUUGAACUGGACGCCUUGUUGGUUCCUUUACUCAGUUUACAUAAUGAAUCAAUACCAUUUACUUCGAAAUGGGUGAACGAAAACGAUGCUGUAGUUGUUCCUUCUAUCAAUGAUGCAAUUUCCAUCGAUGAAAAAGAGAAGAUUAUUUGGCAGUUGAAGAAGAUUGUAAAGAAUGCGUUUGUGACAAACGAACCGGGUAGCCAUAAUAAUAAAGCUGCCCGCGUAGAUUGUUGUUGGGUAAACCAAAAAGGAGAAGUGACAUGGACAGAAAAGCAAUUGUUAACGCCAAAGAAUGAUGUGCCCUCAACUGGUAUUGCAAACAAAGUCCAAUCUACAAAUGUUUUUGAUGCUCUAAAUUCGGUCAAAAACAAUGAGGAUGACGGUUGGAUGAAGGUUGGCGGUGACAAUCCUUACAAGCCUAUAAGAGAUGCUUGGUCUGAUGAGCCAACAACAACAACAAAAAAUACUUCUACCGUAGUUGACGCUUCUUCUGACAUUGCAACUGUAACUCCUGCAGAAGAUAGCAUAAGUGAGCCUAUUAAGAAUAUAGAGGAAAGAAGGUCAAUACCUCAGGUGGAAUCGAAGAAUACACAAGUUUCGACGACGAACACUCUCAAGUCGGAUAAUAAGUCAAAUGAAACUACAGCUGAUGAUUGGGAAGACCUUCUGAAUGACGAGUAG
Molecule: messenger RNA, 3654 nt
Organism: Mycotypha africana
Lineage: Eukaryota; Fungi; Mucoromycota; Mucoromycetes; Mucorales; Mycotyphaceae
Exons: 4
Coding region: 1-3654 (1217 amino acids)
Biological process (GO): negative regulation of transcription by RNA polymerase II
Cellular component (GO): nucleus
Molecular function (GO): zinc ion binding; RNA polymerase II transcription regulatory region sequence-specific DNA binding; DNA-binding transcription factor activity, RNA polymerase II-specific
Source: RefSeq, a predicted model, not a curated record